Zonotrichia leucophrys gambelii is the source of this 1980-nucleotide messenger RNA. RefSeq names its product NAD(P)(+)--arginine ADP-ribosyltransferase 2-like. The transcript has 2 exons. NCBI's taxonomy places the organism in Eukaryota, Metazoa, Chordata, Aves, Passeriformes, Passerellidae. The record is from RefSeq and is a predicted model, not a curated record. Gene Ontology annotation, molecular function: NAD+ poly-ADP-ribosyltransferase activity; NAD+-protein-arginine ADP-ribosyltransferase activity. The coding region runs from base 112 to 864 and encodes 250 amino acids.
GUGAGUUCGAGCUGAUAAAGAAUUCUGGCUUUCUGCUACCUCCAUUUCCAUCAGGGACAUCACUCUGUCCAAUUUUGUGUCCCACACUGGUCCUGGUUGCUUCAUCCUGCCAUGGCCCUCCAGGCUCAUACCCUGGCACUGCUGGUAAUGACCAUUGCAACUGCCAUUGCCAUCAAGGUGGUGCCCCUGGACAUGGCCCGAGAUUCCUUCGAUGACCAAUACCGGGGCUGCGGCCCUGCCAUGAUCACGGCUCUGCCAUCCCUCUACGGCUUCGAGUACCAGAAGAAUCCUCACUUUGCCUGGGGUUGGGUAAAGGCCGAGGCUGAGUGGCGCAAGCGGGGCUCUCGUGUGUCCCCUCUGGCAUCCCCAGCCCAGGCCGUCGCUGUCAUGGCCUACACAAUGAAGUACCUCUACAAGGAGUUCAACACUGCUGUGCGCACAGCCGGGCACUCCCGCCAGGAAUACCGGAACAACUUCCACUUCAAAAUGUUGCAUUUCCUGCUGACCGAUGCACUAGGGACACUGAGGCACACUCAGAACGGGCAGUGUCGCCACGUGUACCGGGGCGUGCGUGAUGUUCAUUUCAAGACACGGCGUGGCCAGAGGGUCCGGUUCGGUCAAUUCACAUCGACAUCACUGAGCAAAGAAAUUGCCCAAAAAUAUGGAACAGACACCAUAUUCGAGGUUCACACGUGCCACGGUGUGGACAUCCAGGCUUUUUCCUAUGAUCCUAGCAACCGCGAGGUGCUGAUCCCACCCUUUGAGACCUUCAAGGUCACCAAAGUCACCCAGAAUGGGAAGAAGACAAGGAUCAGUCUACGCUCCACUGGGACCUUCAGCAAACACAACUGCGCAUGGCUGUGAGGUGAUGCCAGAGAGGAAUGCCUGGGGUGAUGGGGAUUCCCACUCUGGACCUGGAGACACCAAAGAUAUGGCUCAGGGGACAAUGAUACUUACUUGGCAUUGGGGACAAGGACACCCAGAGUGUGUGGGGGGAGAAGGACACCCAGUGCUGGUGUCAUCAAAUCUGGGGGCAUCUGUUGUGGGCACGAGGGCACGAACAUCCAUGACAGGGCACAGAGGUGAGGAUUCCCACUUCAGGGAGGGACAGAGACAGGAACACCCCUGCCAGGGGAGGACAGAGACUGGGCCCCACACAUACUGACCCUGUCCCUCUCUGCCAAAUCAGUGCUGUUGGGAUGGGUGGGCCACGACCCAUGGUGUGCUGGAUGUGGGUGGGCCAUGACCCCCCACAGCACAACCUCAAACCUUGUCACCCCCUGUCAACUCCCAUGGCACCCCUUGACUCCCUCUGACCCCUGUCAUCUCUAAGCCCACCUUGACCCUGCUGACCUACCUAGCCCCUCUACCCCUAAUGCCCCCGCACCCACGACAUCCUGUCUCCUGUCACCUCAUGGCCCUCAUCUCUCCUGCCACCCCUAAGCCCCCAUUUUUCCUGUUCCAAACCUGCUCACUCCCCACAUGGUCUCCCAUUAUGCCCCUUUUUGUCCCCCAGGUGGGAGAGUCCUCAGACAUCCUUGUCACCGCCAGGGAUUCCUCAUGGCCAUCACAGCCCUGGCAGGAGCCAUCAGGAUCCUCUGAGCUCUAGGCCACCAAGGUCACCAAGGGCACUGUGGUCACUGGGGUGACCACAGCCUCCAUGAUCAUCAAGGCUCCCUGUAUCAAGGCUGUCGCAGCCACUGCAACAACUGUGCACACCAAGGUCACUGUGCAAAGCAAUUCUAAAAAAUAUUCAAUGACAAUGAUUUGAUUAAAGAAUUCUGACAAAGCCAGCAAAAUGUGACAAUUCUUAAGCAGGGCUAGAUAUCACUCGACAUCAUGUCUGAUCACUCUGACCAUCAUGUCUGGACAGUUCUGACCUUCACGUUGACUGCUCUAACCAGAGAACAGAUGACAGGGACGUUGCUGGUGAAAGAGAUAACAAGGACAUUAUUAGUGUAAGAAGGAUAAUUGAGAAGA